GUCCAGGAGUUCGAGGUUACAAUGAGCUAUCAGCAUGCCACUGCGCUCCAGCCUGAGUGACAGAGCCAGAGACUGUCUCUGAAAAGGAGAAGAAAAGAUCGAGAAAGACAGAUGCAGGAACUGAAGUUGUUUUCCGUAGGAAAGAGGAAAGACGCUGGGGUGGGAGAGGAGGAAGUGAGGAGCUAACUUCAAAAACUCUCAUCCAGAAGUUCGUAGAGUGUCUUACACUUAACUGAUAAACGUCUGAAGUUUCCUGCACUUGAAUGAUUGUUGUCUCUUCCUGUAGGAGAGGAUUUGGAUUUAUUCUCCUGGGGAACAAACGACAGAAUCAAAGGCUAAAAGCCUGGCAGAAACACAUUUCUGCUCAAUACAGAGAAUUUAAAAGGAGCCGCACGCACUGUCUCAGGCGGUGGUGAGCCUGUUUCAAACAGAGGCAGGCUGCUCCCUGGGGAACCAGCCCCUAGGGACUAGACGCCCAGAUCCGGGAUCGCCGGACGGGGGCGGAGGCGGGGACAGGGAGCUGAGUGUACGAGCGCCAGGGGUUCCAGCUGCUCAUCCCAGGCUCUCCAGGGCGCGGCGGGCCGGGCCCGGGCGGGGAGAGCUGCAGGGAGAACGCCCGUGGCUGGGCCGGGAAGUGCGGGUGCGGAGCGGGACUAGCAGGCAGCAUGUUCUCUGCGGUCGGGAGCCUACUGCGCCUCGGCCGCGGGGUAACAGUCCGCUGCGCCCCCGGGACGCCUGUCGAGGCCACGCGGCGACCCGCACCUGCUCUUCCGCCCUGGGGUCUCGCCUGUUACUCCAGCGGCGCGCCCCCCAGCAAUUCUGCGCCCAAAGGUCGCGGGGAGGUUCACGGAGUCCCUGCGCAGCACAAGCCUUCGCAAUUCGACAAGAAAAUCCUGGUGUGGACCGGGCGUUUCAGAUCGAUGGAGGAGAUCCCGCCUCGGGUCCCGCCAGAAAUGAUAGACACUGCAAGAAACAAAGCUCGAGUGAAAGUUUGUUACAUAAUGAUUGGACUCACAAUUAUCGCCUGCUUUGCUGUGAUAGCGUCAGCCAAAAGGGCUGUAGAACGACAUGAAUCCUUAGCAAGUUUGAACUUGGCAAAGAAGGCUAAGUUGCGUGAAGAAGCUGCAUUGGCUGCACAGGCUAAAGCAAAAUGAUAUUCUAAUCAACAAGGCAUUCACCUGAAUACCAUCCCCAUCAUCAGCAACAUUAGAAGAUGAGAAAAAUAGAAUAUUUACCAAAAUACCUGCCAUGGUUUUAUUUUGCUAACAAGAAGUGCAACGUCUUUUUUAUUUUUAUUUUUUAGUAAACUUUUACUAAAGAAUACCAUAUAUUCAAAAAGUGGGAAAAGGUGUAUACAGCCUGAUAGAUACUUAUGUUGUAAACACCUGUGUACCACUGCCAAAUGAAGAUGCAGAAUAACAGCAACACCUCAGAGCCUCAACACUGCCCUUUCUCAGCCAUUACCUCCCAAAGAGCAAUUUUUCUGAGUUUCAUCACCUUUGAUUCAUUUUGCUUGUUUUUGAACUUUACAUAAACAGAUUUAUACAGUA
Messenger RNA from Callithrix jacchus (white-tufted-ear marmoset), 1550 nucleotides. It is a transcript of the gene FAM162B, whose product is annotated as family with sequence similarity 162 member B. The record is from RefSeq and is a predicted model, not a curated record. NCBI's taxonomy places the organism in Eukaryota, Metazoa, Chordata, Mammalia, Primates, Cebidae.